AUUUCACUUCACUUGUCUCUCACGUUCUUGAAUUCUUUCAUUGCAGCUUCAAUGCCCAGUGAUUCCUUUAAAAACUCCCGCGCCGGCGUUCGCGUCGUUGUCGUCGGCGACCGCGCCACCGGCAAAUCAAGCUUGAUCGCCGCCGCGGCUUCCGAGACCUUUCCGGCAAACGUUGCUCACGUUUUGCCUCCCACUCGCCUUCCAGCCGAUUUUUAUCCCGACCGCGUACCCGUUACAAUCAUCGAUACUUCAUCCAGUUUGGAGAGUAGAGGUAAGCUUGCUGAAGAAUUGAAGCGAGCCGAUGUGGUAGUGCUGACAUAUGCUUGUGAUCUGCCUGCAACACUUAGUCGUCUGAGUUCCUUUUGGCUCUACGAACUUGAUCGAUUAGAGGUGAAGGUGCCUGUGAUUGUAGUUGGUUGCAAACUAGAUUUGCAAGACGAGCAAUACCAAAUGAAUCUACAGCACGUGAUGACACCAAUCAUGCAACAAUUUAGGGAAAUAGAGAUUUGUAUGGAAUGUUCUGCGGCUAACCUGGUUCAGGUACCUGAAGUAUUCUAUUAUGCUCAAAAAGCAGUACUCCAUCCAACAGCACCAUUGUUUGACAAAGAUUCCCAGUCCUUGACACCACGGUGCAUGAGAGCAUUGAAACGGAUAUUCAUUCUUUGCGAUCAGGAUAUGGAUGGUGCCCUCAAUGAUGCAGAGCUGAAUGAUUUUCAGGUUAAAUGUUUCAAUGCUCCAUUACAGCCUGCUGAAAUAGUGGGUGUUAAAAGAGUUGUACAAGAGAAACUACCUCAAGGUGUCAGUGACCUUGGGCUUACACUGACCGGAUUUAUUUUUCUCCACUCUCUUUUUAUAGAAAAAGGGCGGGUUGAGACGACAUGGACUGUCUUAAGGAAAUUUGGUUAUGAUGAUGAUAUUAAACUCAGGGAUAAUUAUCUUACAGUUCCAUUUAAGAGAGCUCCUGAUCAGAGUAUAGAGUUGACAAGUGAAGUUGUUGAGUUUUUGAAGGGAAUCUUCAGUUUGUUCGAUGUUAAUAAGGAUGGAGUCCUAAAUCACUUUGAACUUGAUGAUCUAUUUUCAACUGCACCAGAAAGUCCUUGGGGUGAAGCUCCUUACAACGAUACUGCAGCUGCAUUAGGGGGUUUGUCUCUUAAUGGUUUUCUAUCUAAGUGGGCCCUCAUGACAGUACUGGACCCAGCUCAAAGUCUGGCUAAUUUAGUAUACAUUGGAUAUACUUAUGACCCUUCAUCAGCACUCCGUGUUACUAGGAGAAGAUCUUUAGACCGCAAGAAGAAACAAACAGAUAGAAAUGUCUUCCAGUGCUUUGUUUUUGGACCUAAAAAUGCUGGAAAGUCUGCAAUACUGAAGUCAUUUCUGGGAAGGCUGUUUUCAGACGAUAAUAUUUUGACUACUGAUGAGGGUUAUGCUACAAAUCUUGUUGAUAGUCUUGGGGGAACUAAGAAGACUCUUGUACUGCGGGAGAUUCCAGAAGAUGGAGUUAAAAAACUUUUGAUUAAUAAGGAGUUUUUGGCAGCUUCUGAUGUUGCAGUUUUUGUUUAUGACAGUUCGGAUGAAUAUUCUUUUAAAAGAGCAGCAGAAUUACUUGUAGAAGUAGCUAGACGAGGAGAAGAAAGUGGCUUCGGGGUGCCUUCCCUCUUUAUUGCGGCAAAGGAUGAUCUUGAUCCAUAUCCAAUGGCAAUCAAAGACUCAGCAAAGAUUUGUCAGGAUAUGGGAAUAGAUGCACCUAUUCAUGUCAGUGUAAAGGAAAGAGAUCUGAAUAAUUUAUUCUCUAGAAUUGUAACAGCAGCGGAGCACCCUCAUUUAAGUGUCCCUGAAACUGAGAUUGGGAGAAAAGAGAAGAAAUACCGCAAGCUUGUUAAUCGUUCUCUCACGGUUGUUUCCGUUGGGGCUGCUGUUACUGUAGUUGGACUGGCAGCCUAUCGUGCCUAUUCUGCGAGGAAGAAUUCAUCCUCUUAGGCGUAUAUAUUCACCAAGGAAUGUGGUGCUCCUAUGCUGAAAUUGAAAGCAAAUGGUUUGUUAUAUCACGUCCUUUUGUGUUCCGCAUUAUGCAUUGUUGACCAUUUUAGAGUUGGCCGUUGUAUAUAGAAUGUUUUUACAUUCUGAUAAUCAUUUUUUCCUAUUGAAAAGCAUGAAUUAUUGUUUUCUUUUUAGAACUCUCCUAUGCUGAAAUUGAAAGUAAAUGGUUUGCUUUA
Messenger RNA from Cornus florida, 2213 nucleotides. Its product is annotated as mitochondrial Rho GTPase 1. The record is from RefSeq and is a predicted model, not a curated record. Gene Ontology annotation, cellular component: mitochondrial outer membrane. Gene Ontology annotation, molecular function: calcium ion binding; GTPase activity; GTP binding. The transcript is spliced from 14 exons. Lineage: Eukaryota; Viridiplantae; Streptophyta; Magnoliopsida; Cornales; Cornaceae. Bases 52 to 1977 code for a protein of 641 amino acids. Gene Ontology annotation, biological process: small GTPase-mediated signal transduction; regulation of mitochondrion organization; mitochondrion organization.